GUAUGGCACUAGUUGUAAUCCAACAUGGCCGACUGGUAGCCAUCGGCGUGGAUUAGUGUGGAACAAUUUCUUUUCAUUUCUCGUCUCCUUGGUUGCUUUGGUGUUUAAUUCACCAUGACACUCACUCCUAAAGAAUUGUCCUCACUUUUGAGUAUCCUCGCUGAAGAUUCCCUUGCUGCAUCUUCCUUUGAAGCGAUUGCUUCCUCCUUACACCAGAGAUUUAACAAAAAUGAACAUUUCCAAAUUGGGAGUGCAAUGCUUAUGCUCUUACAACAACCUGACUUACUGCCAUUAAACAUCCAAAGAAUUGUAGUCCUGUUUUUGUUGUACGAAAUGUAUAAAGUGGAGCCUAUAGCUAAUAACCCUUUUGCGUCUGUGUUUGUCCAUGUUCUGAGUUCAAAUGAUGAAAACAAGAUCAGUGGUCUUGAAUCACUACCAGCACUGGGUUCAGCUGAGAAAUCUUUCUUGUAUCUUCUCAUCACCACUCCAUCAAGAGAUCUUCUAAAGAAAAAUCCCCGUCAAGUUUUAGCAUUCGACUUUCCUGGGGGAGGGCAGAACAUUGAUCUUAGUUCCCUGCAGUUGGCUCUGACAGAGAAAAAUUCUCAGUUGCCUGACUUGAGCUGCUGUGGACUGCCAGCAGUACUGGCUGAUGCUGACCCAGAUGUCAGUUCAGGGUUUGAUUCUACAGCAGCUUCACAAAUCACGGAGACUCUUGUCACAGGGCUGAAUCCACCAUCUGAGUUAAAUCUGAGACCAGUGUUUGCCAGAAUACCACCUCCACUGUACUCCUGUGAUGACGAGCUUGUAUGGAUGAACCCUACUGGAGAAGUGCAUACUGUUGAAUGGGACAGUACCAUGUGUGUUACAAACAGCGCUGGUGCCGAAGUUCGUCGUUUGAUGAACAAAGCUUUCAAGGCUCCUCUGGUCAUGCAACAACAACAGCAAGUCCUAAGUGAACUCGAAAAAGAUCCGAAGCUCGUAUAUCACGUGGGGCUUACUCCAAAUAAGCUUCCUGAUCUUGUGGAGAAUAAUCCACUGAUUGCCAUUGAAGUCCUACUGAAGUUAAUGCAGUCCAAUCAAAUAACAGAGUAUUUCUCCGUGUUGGUGAACAUGGAGAUGUCUCUGCAUUCAAUGGAGGUCGUCAACAGACUAACAACGGCCGUGGAUCUUCCUCAAGAGUUUGUUCAUCUUUACAUCUCGAACUGUAUUUCCACCUGUGAAAAUAUUAAAGAUAAAUAUAUGCAGAAUAGACUUGUCAGACUGGUUUGUGUUUUUCUUCAGUCUCUGAUUCGUAACAAGAUUAUAGACGUAAAGGACCUUUUCAUCGAAGUUCAAGCGUUCUGUAUUGAGUUCAGUCGCAUUAGAGAAGCAGCAGGAUUGUUUCGACUUCUCAGAACCUUGGACUGUGGUGAAACAAGUCCCGCCGCCACAAAGUAAACGGAAUGAAGUCUUGAUAUCCUACACCACUUGGAAGCGGCUGAUUAGCCUAUGGGCUUUAAAAAGAACUUACUGACUUUUUGGAACGUUUUCCCUUCUGCUUCCGCCAGACAAUUCUGAGUUAACCCUUUCACUCCCAUGAGUGACCCUAAAAGAAUUUUCCUUACAAUAUCAAUACGAUAUCAAGCAGACAAGUGAUAAGAAUAAAGAAAAAUAUCAAUUGG
Molecule: messenger RNA, 1661 nt
Organism: Pocillopora verrucosa
Lineage: Eukaryota; Metazoa; Cnidaria; Anthozoa; Scleractinia; Pocilloporidae
Product: CCR4-NOT transcription complex subunit 11
Cellular component (GO): CCR4-NOT complex
Source: RefSeq, a predicted model, not a curated record